AUGUAUGAUAAAAAUUGUAUUCGUUCAUAUUGCUACUAUGAAAGUCUACGAUUAACCGUUCAAAUCGAUGGAUAUUAUGGUAUUUCAACUGGUAAAAGUUCUGAUAUAAACAUAAAUCUCUACAAGAAUCACUUCGAUCCGUUAAAUCCACGACAAAAUUUAGUUGAAAUUGGUAGAUAUGGUUGUUCUAACGGUGAUCGUGAUGGAAGAUAUACAGCCUAUCUUGAGUCUCAACUUCACGACCCAUGCGGAUGA
Messenger RNA from Adineta ricciae, 255 nucleotides. NCBI's taxonomy places the organism in Eukaryota, Metazoa, Rotifera, Eurotatoria, Adinetida, Adinetidae. The record is from the annotation of a GenBank genome assembly.